GUGUUCCUGAAUCGAUCUUUGCAAUAUAUCUGAAAACAGGAUACGUGCGUGAGACAGGAAAUAUCUGGGGUCGGUUUUAAUAUACACAGUUGCAGGCAAGGGGGGAAAUGAAGAAGUAGGUGCAAGAUAUCUUAAGUCUGUGCACUGGUGAUGUUUUUAUGUGGAUUCUGAUGGAAACACACUACCAUAUAUGGAAAUAGAUGCUUUUCUACCCAAUAGCAAAGAGGCAGCUAGUGCGUGUCCUGUGUUCAGGUGAAGAAGAGCUGAAGAGCAUUUAGUAGUAAGCGCUCUCUCUCUCUCUCUCUCUCUCUCUCUCUCUCUCUCUCUCCCUGACUGACACUUAUUGAUGUGUGAAUAAAGGAACAUUUUGCUCUGACUUGGUUUCUGUUUCAUGUUCGUGAGAAAUCCACAACAGUCUUGGCAUCUCUACACGAACCACAAACUCCAUCACGACUGUGAAGACCAACAGUGAGCUUCUACAGUGCCUGAAUAUUAGAAACACACUGAGGGGAAAGCAAAUUGACGUCUCUGACAAACAGAUACGUGAUCCACUAGCUGUGGGAAGAGAGCUGAGCGUCAUGGAGAAGAAGUACUGCAUUGCUUGCGUCACCAUUGUGAUUGUUUUGAUUAUUGUCCUCGCUGUGUAUUUACCGAAAAGAAAUAAACCGCCCAUCAGCGAUCACUGCUACUCCAAAGCCGCCGUAGCAGCCGACGCUGGGAAAUGUUCUGAGAUCGGCAGGGACGUGUUAAAGCGCGGUGGUUCUGCAGUGGACGCCGCCAUCGCAGCGCUGCUGUGUGACGGACUGUUUAACGCUCACAACAUGGGCAUCGGAGGAGGACAUUACUUCAUCAUCUAUAACGGCACUACAGGGAAGGUGGAGACGAUCAACGCGAGGGAAACGGCUCCCCAAAAUGCCACAAAUUACAUGUUCCCCACCAAAGAACUCUCAAAAACAGGAGGCCUGUCCAUCGCGGUCCCCGGUGAGCUCCGUGGCUAUGAACUGGCACACCGGCGUCAUGGCCGCCUGCCGUGGAAGGAGCUGUUUAAACCGAGCAUCCAGCUGGCACGUGACGGCAUCCGAGUCAGCAGAGCUCUCGCCAAAGCCAUGUGGGAUAACCAGGAGGCCGUUCAGGCUGAUCCAGCACUGUGUGAAGUAUUUUGUGAUUCCAACAAAGCAAUCCUGAGGGAAAACGACACUAUCAGAUUUCCACGGCUAGCAGACACCUACGAGAGGAUCGCUGAGGAAGGAGCUGAUGUGUUUUAUAAUGGCUCCAUGGCUAAAACGAUAGUGAAUGACAUCCAGGCUGCAGGUGGCGUUAUAACACUUGAAGACCUGUCGGGGUAUACACCAGAGUUGAAUGAAAGCCCACUGAAGAUAAAUGUAGGAGAAUACACCAUGCAUUUUCCCGAUGCUCCAUCUGGCGGUCCUGUGCUAGCACUAAUGCUAAACAUUUUGGACGGUUAUAAUUUCUCACCCAGCAGUGUGUCGACUACAGAGAAGAAGACGCUCACUUAUCACCGCAUCAUCGAGGCUUUCCGCUUCGCCUUCGCUAAGAGGAGCAGGCUGGGAGAUCCUCGCUACCUCAACAUCACUGAUCUCAUCCACAACAUGACCUCAGACUACUUUGCUGAUGACAUCCGCAGUAAGAUCACAGAUAACACCACGCACCCAGAGAGUUUCUAUGGGCCGGAAUACUUUAACCCUGAGGAUCAUGGGACGGCUCACCUGUCCAUCAUCGCUGAGGAUGGGAGCGCCGUGGCUGUGACCAGCAGCAUCAAUCAGUAUUUUGGUUCUAAAGUGAUGUCACGUUCCACUGGAAUCAUCUUUAACGAUAUGAUGGAUGACUUCAGUUCUCCAAACAUCCCAAACACAUUCGGCAUUCCUCCUUCUCGUAGUAACUUCAUCCAGCCAGGUAAAAGGCCGCUCUCGUCCAUGAGUCCAACCAUCAUCUGCGACAAACACAACAAAGUUAAAAUUGUCGUGGGAGCUGCAGGUGGGACGAGGAUCACCACGGCAACGGCUCUGGUGAUCCUGAACGCACUGUUCUUUAACUACGAUCUGAAGAGAGCUGUAGAGGAACCCAGAGUCCACAACCAGCUCAACCCCAAUUACAAUGAGGUGGAGCAGGACUUCAUGAAGAGUGUGAUAGACAGACUAGCUCAGAAGAAUCAUGUGACAAAGCUGCAGAACUCCAGUACGGUGGUUCAGGCCGUGGUGAGGCAGGAUGAUCAGAUCUGUGCUGAAUCGGACCCACGGAAAGGAGGAUAUCCCGCCGGCUACUGAAACAAACUUUAAUAAUAAUCAACUCUUAUCUGUACAGCUUUGAUAAAACAAAGGUGGGGCGGUUGUGUCUCAGGUGGUAGAGCGGGCUGUCCACUAAUCGUAGGGUUGGCAGUUCGAUUCCCGAUCCACAUGACUCCACACACCGAAGUGUAAAGCGCUUUGGAUAAAAGCACUAUAUAAGUGCGCCAUUUACCAUUUUACAAAGACAUUUAUGCAAAUCUGAAUGAAUCGUACAAAUCUUUAGAACGUUUCCAAUACACAGAGAACCUCCCUCCAUAUACUGUUUAUAUUUCAUAUAUUUGAACUAUUUGAUGGAAGACACGGGUUAAAAUUUGACCUUAAAUUAAAGAAGAAACACUUUUGGAUGUAAA
Molecule: messenger RNA, 2656 nt
Organism: Ictalurus punctatus (channel catfish)
Lineage: Eukaryota; Metazoa; Chordata; Actinopteri; Siluriformes; Ictaluridae
Product: glutathione hydrolase 1 proenzyme
Exons: 13
Coding region: 579-2285 (568 amino acids)
Biological process (GO): glutathione catabolic process; peptide modification; regulation of immune system process
Cellular component (GO): plasma membrane
Molecular function (GO): glutathione gamma-glutamate hydrolase
Source: RefSeq, a predicted model, not a curated record